AUGAAGACAAGGAUAUUGAGAGUUCCACAGGGCAAGGACCCAGGGUGUUUCACAUCGUCAGACAGUCUCGACACCUGGGAAGUCUCAACGGACCCGUCUGUGCAGGACACCAUCGAGCCCCUGCGCGAAGCAGCCGCCCUCCUCCAGCAGAGCGACAUCCCCGUCGCCUUCCCCACAGAAACAGUCUACGGCCUCGGCGCAGAUGCGACACGCAGCGGGGCCGUCAAGGGCAUCUAUGCAGCCAAGGGCCGGCCCUCAGACAACCCGCUCAUCGUGCAUGUGUGCGACCUAGACAUGCUCCGCGGCCUGCUACGACCCACCCACGCCGCAACAAACGGCACAAACGGCGCGGCGACGAGCAAUGGCCACCUAAUCGAGGGGGAGGACCAGGACCAGGACCAGGAGCAGGACCCCAUCCCGCCCAUCUACAGGGCGCUCCUGCGCCGGUUCUGGCCGGGCCCGCUGACGGUCCUGCUGCCGAACCCGGCGGGGUCCGCGCUCGCGCCCGAGGUGACGGCGGGGCUCGCGACGUUCGGGGCGCGCAUGCCGGCGUCGGCGCUGGCGCGCACGCUGAUCCGGCUGGCGGGCGCGCCGCUCGCGGCCCCCUCGGCCAACGCCAGCACCAGGCCCAGCCCCACGGCGGCGCGGCACGUGCGGGACGACCUGGACGGGCGGGUGGAGCUGGUGCUGGACGGCGGGGCGUGCGGCGUCGGCGUCGAGAGCACCGUCGUCGACGGGCUGUGCUCGCCGCCCGUGGUGCUGCGGCCCGGCGGCGUCAGCGUGGAGGAGCUGAGGGCCGUGGAGGGCUGGGAGGGUGUCGUCAAGGGGUACAAGGAUGCUAGUGAGGUUGGUGAGGCGGGCGUUGGCCCCCGCGCGCCGGGGAUGAAGUACAAGCAUUACAGCCCCCGGGCGAGAGUGGUUCUGUUCGAGGCCCGGACGGGCGCGAGGGGCGAGGACGUCCUGCGAGAACUGAAGAGGGUCGAGGGGCCUAGGGAUGUGGUUGGUGUUGUCCGCACGCAUCGGUGGGAGAGGCUGCCAGGGCAUGAGGUCGGGACAGAAGAAGGGGAGGCAGACGGGGAGGCGGAUCUGAGCUACGAGAUACAUACGUCUGUCAUAGACGGGUCAAGGGUGCUUGAUAUCAGUCUCGGUCUGGACAGCAGGUCAGUGGCACAGGGCCUGUUCUCGGCGCUGAGGGAAUUGGAUAGAAAAGGAGCGGACGUCAUAUUCAUCGAAGGCGUUGAGGAUAGAGACGACAUCGCGGCAGCCGUCAUGAACCGCCUGCGCAAGGCGGCUUCGGAGAUUAGAGCAUAG
Molecule: messenger RNA, 1311 nt
Organism: Diaporthe amygdali
Lineage: Eukaryota; Fungi; Ascomycota; Sordariomycetes; Diaporthales; Diaporthaceae
Exons: 1
Coding region: 1-1311 (436 amino acids)
Biological process (GO): regulation of translational fidelity
Cellular component (GO): cytoplasm
Molecular function (GO): nucleotidyltransferase activity; tRNA binding; double-stranded RNA binding
Source: RefSeq, a predicted model, not a curated record